GUCAGAGGCGGAGUAUAAAGAAAAGAGCCGCGCACGCUGCUUUCUCUCCUCUGCUUCCCUCAGUAGCACCGUUGAGGGAGAUCAGCUGAUUCUUUGGCGAUUAAAUCUACAAAAUCUACUAAACCAACCAAGAUGCCUGAAGAAAUGCGGCAAGAAGAGGAGGCUGAGACCUUUGCCUUCCAGGCAGAGAUCGCCCAGCUGAUGUCGCUCAUCAUCAACACCUUCUACUCCAACAAAGAGAUCUUCCUCAGAGAGCUCAUCUCCAACGCCUCUGAUGCUCUUGACAAAAUCAGAUAUGAAAGUUUGACUGAUCCUACCAAACUGGACAGUGGAAAGGACCUGAAGAUUGACAUCAUCCCCAACCUUCAUGAACGCACUCUUACCAUCAUUGACACCGGUAUUGGAAUGACCAAAGCAGAUCUCAUUAAUAAUCUGGGUACCAUUGCAAAGUCUGGGACAAAGGCCUUCAUGGAGGCUCUUCAGGCUGGUGCAGAUAUCUCCAUGAUUGGGCAGUUUGGUGUGGGCUUCUACUCUGCUUACUUAGUAGCCGAGAAGGUCACCGUUGUCACCAAAAACAAUGAUGAUGAACAAUAUGUCUGGGAGUCUUCCGCCGGUGGCUCUUUCACAGUCAAAGUGGACAGUGGUGAGCCCAUUGGUCGUGGAACCAGAGUCGUCCUUCACCUAAAAGAGGAUCAGACCGAGUACAUCGAGGAGAAGAGGGUGAAGGAAGUGGUCAAGAAACACUCCCAGUUUAUUGGAUACCCAAUCACAUUGUUUGUGGAGAAAGAACGUGACAAGGAGAUCAGCGAUGAUGAGGCAGAGGAGGAGAAGGCUGAGAAGGAGGAGAAAGAGGAAAAGGAGGAAGGCGAAGAUAAGCCCAAAAUCGAGGAUGUUGGCUCUGAUGAUGAAGAGGACUCCAAAGAUAAGGACAAGAAGAAAAAGAAGAAGAUCAAGGAGAAGUACAUCGACCAGGAAGAGCUGAACAAGACCAAACCCAUCUGGACCAGAAACCCUGAUGACAUCUCUAAUGAAGAAUACGGAGAGUUUUACAAGAGCCUGACCAACGAUUGGGAGGACCACCUGGCAGUCAAGCAUUUCUCUGUGGAGGGUCAGCUGGAGUUCCGCGCCCUUCUCUUUAUCCCUCGCCGCGCCCCCUUUGACCUCUUUGAGAACAAGAAGAAGAAGAAUAACAUCAAACUGUACGUGAGACGUGUCUUCAUCAUGGACAGCUGUGAGGAGCUCAUCCCAGAGUAUCUCAACUUCGUUCGUGGUGUCGUGGACUCAGAAGAUCUGCCCCUCAACAUCUCCAGAGAGAUGCUGCAGCAGAGCAAGAUUCUCAAAGUCAUCCGCAAGAACAUCGUGAAGAAGUGCCUGGAGCUCUUUGCUGAGCUAGCUGAAGACAAGGAGAACUACAAGAAAUUUUAUGACGGUUUCUCUAAGAAUCUGAAACUGGGCAUCCACGAAGACUCUCAGAACCGUAAGAAGCUGUCAGAACUGCUGCGUUAUCAAAGCUCGCAGUCCGGAGAUGAGAUGACCUCCCUCACAGAAUACGUCAGCCGCAUGAAGGAAAACCAGAAGUCCAUCUACUACAUCACUGGUGAGAGCAAAGAUCAAGUCGCCCACUCUGCUUUCGUGGAGCGCGUGUGCAAGAGAGGAUUUGAGGUUCUCUACAUGACCGAGCCCAUCGAUGAGUACUGCGUACAACAGCUGAAGGACUUCGAUGGCAAGACUCUCGUGUCCGUCACCAAGGAGGGGCUGGAGCUGCCUGAGGAUGAGGAGGAGAAGAAAAAGAUGGAGGAAGACAAAGCCAAGUUUGAGAACCUCUGCAAGCUUAUGAAGGAGAUUUUGGACAAGAAAGUAGAAAAGGUCACCGUUUCAAACCGUCUGGUUUCCUCACCCUGUUGUAUCGUAACCAGCACUUACGGUUGGACGGCCAACAUGGAGAGGAUCAUGAAAGCCCAGGCCCUGAGGGACAACUCCACCAUGGGCUACAUGAUGGCCAAGAAACAUCUGGAGAUCAACCCUGACCAUCCCAUCAUGGAGACCUUGAGGCAGAAGGCCGACGCAGAUAAAAACGACAAGGCUGUGAAAGAUCUGGUCAUACUUCUGUUCGAGACUGCACUGCUGUCCUCCGGCUUCUCAUUGGAUGAUCCUCAGACGCACUCGAACCGCAUCUACAGGAUGAUCAAACUGGGAUUGGGUAUCGAUGAGGAUGAAGAUGUGCCCGUGGAGGAGCCAACCUCCGCCCCUGCUCCUGAAGACAUCCCUCCUCUGGAAGGAGAUGAUGACGCCUCUCGCAUGGAGGAAGUCGAUUAAACCCUGCUGUUUCAAAAAAAAAACACUUCCCUUAAUCAUUCCUUGACAUCCCAUAUUUUCUCUUUGACCUGUAGAAGGUUAACCUGCUCUCAGUAAUGAUUCCUACAAGAAUCAGAUUGUAACAUGUACUGUCAACUUUUGCUCAGUUUUGAGCCGUAAUGUACUUGUUUUUUUAUUUUAUGUGUGACGUUCGUGGCGCGACGGGUUGACGCAGUAUUGUCUGAGCACAAUGAGCACUGUGUUUCACAGAUACUGAGGCCUGAAAUCUUUCUGCAUGGAGGCGAGAGACUUGCCUGAGUACAGGCUUCUACUGUUUUGUUUUCAGAAAUAAAAACACCUGGUGAAACCUUA
Messenger RNA from Paramisgurnus dabryanus, 2667 nucleotides. It is a transcript of the gene hsp90ab1, whose product is annotated as heat shock protein 90, alpha (cytosolic), class B member 1. NCBI's taxonomy places the organism in Eukaryota, Metazoa, Chordata, Actinopteri, Cypriniformes, Cobitidae. Gene Ontology annotation, biological process: protein folding. The record is from RefSeq and is a predicted model, not a curated record. Gene Ontology annotation, molecular function: ATP binding; ATP-dependent protein folding chaperone; ATP hydrolysis activity.